AUGAACAAGUGGUGGUCAGGCGUCGGGCCGGGCUGCUGCACCGCGCCCGCCGUGCCGAGUCGCGCGUGCGAUGCGGAGCGGUCCCCGCCGCCCGCGCCGCCUCCCGCUCCGCCUGUGCUUUGCGCCAGACCCUGCUGUCGCGACGCCACUGUGGGAGAUAGCAUUGAUCAGCGGCGCGUCGUCGUUGAACAAGUCGGCAGCGGCGGCGGCGCGGGCGCGAGCGGCGCGCGGCACAAGACGGCUCCCCAGGCCGCAACGACGACGGCUCACAGCAAGCAGCUGGCGGCGGGCGGGGCCAACCACCCGCCCCAGCCGCAAGGCUCCGGCUGUGGUGGCGAUGGCGACUACCAGCUGGUGCAGCAUGAGGUGCUCUACUCCUCGUCCAAUAGGUACGAGGUGUUGGAGUUCCUCGGGCGAGGUACGUUCGGGCAGGUGGUAAAGUGCUGGAAGAAAGGCACUAAUGAGAUAGUCGCCAUCAAGAUCCUCAAAAACCACCCCAGCUAUGCCCGACAAGGACAGAUUGAGGUAUCUAUCUUAUCCCGGCUAUCCCAGGAGUCAGCCGAUGAAUUCAAUUUUGUUCGGGCGUACGAGUGCUUCCAGCAUCGCUCGCACACGUGCCUCGUGUUCGAGAUGCUGGAGCAGAACUUGUACGACUUCCUCAAACAGAACAAGUUCUCGCCGCUGCCUCUCAAAUAUAUCAGGCCCAUACUCCAGCAAGUCCUCACGGCGUUGCUCAAACUUAAACAACUGGGAUUAAUACACGCGGAUCUAAAGCCGGAAAACAUAAUGUUGGUGGAGCCAGCGCGACAGCCUUACAGAGUCAAAGUGAUCGACUUUGGAAGCGCUUCGCACGUCAGCAAGGCCGUCUGUAACACAUACUUGCAGAGCAGAUACUACAGGGCGCCGGAGAUAAUCCUGGGUCUUGCAUUCUGCGAGGCCAUCGACAUGUGGUCUUUAGGCUGUGUGGUUGCUGAGCUGUUCCUGGGCUGGCCUCUGUACCCCGGCUCCUCGGAGUACGACCAGAUCCGGUACAUUUCACAGACACAGGGCCUGCCCACUGAACAUAUGCUCAAUAGCGCUAGCAAAACGGCGAAGUUUUUCUACCGCGAUGUGGACAGCACUUACCCGUUUUGGCGUUUGAAGACCCCUGAGGAACAUGAGCUGGAAACAGGCAUAAAAAGCAAGGAGGCCAGAAAGUAUAUAUUCAACUGUCUUGAUGACAUAGGACAAGUAAAUGUACCUACGGAUCUUGAAGGCGGCCAAUUAUUAGCCGAGAAAGCAGACAGAAGGGAGUUCAUCGAUUUACUUAAGAGAAUGCUUACAAUGGACCAGGAAAGACGAAUAACUCCUGGCGAAGCAUUGAACCAUGCUUUCGUGACACUCGCCCAUCUCGUCGACUAUGCACACUGCAACAACGUCAAGGCGUCCGUACAAAUGAUGGAGGUAUGCCGUCGUUCUGGCGGUGGAGUGGGCGGGGUGGGCGGCGUGGGCGGCGGCGGCGCGGAGUACGUGGCCGGCGUCGUGCCCGGCGCCGCGCCCCCCCACCAUCUCGCGCUCACCAUCAACCAGCAGAGGCUUCGCGCCGCGCCAUACGACAAUCUCUACCAGCUGUACCAGGGCGGUCGCGUAGCAGUGGGAGGUGCCCGCCAGUACGCCACCCGGGCUGCAGAACCAUUCCCUCAUCAAUUCGUCUCGUCCAUCCUCUGCCAGCCUGCAUACCAGGUGCAGCAACUGGCUGCGGCCGCUGCAGCCGCCGCCGCCGCGCAUCAUCAGCACGGCGUGGCCGGCGUGGCGGGCGUGGCCGGCGUGCCGGGCGUGGCUGGCGUGCCAGGUGUGGGAGACGUGAGCGGCGUGGCGGAAUGGCGUGCACCUCUCAUUGUGGAACCCGCGCCAAUGCCUGAACCUGAUGUAUGGGAUGCCUUCCACCCACAUCAUCCCCAACAUCAUCACCCGCAUAAGAGAUCAACAAAGCAGCAGACGACGGUGCCGCACUACCAACCGCACCACCAAACGCAUCAAUACAGUAUGGCAAGCAGCGGCGGUAAGAAGGAACCGACACAACUAUCGCCGGUGAAGAAACGGGUGAAGGAAGGCACGCCGCCUUCGAGGCACAGGCAUCAGCAUCACGACCACACUGGAGGUCGCAGCGGUGCGUGGGAGAGCUCGGGCGGCGCGGCGGCGCACACGAUCACGAUCCGCGACACGCCGUCCCCCGCCGUGUCCGUCAUCACCAUCUCCGACUCCGACGACGACGCCGACGCCCCGCGCCGCGCCCGACACGCCGCGCAGCCGCAGAACACUACCGGCGGCAGCGCGGAUUGCGGCGGAACGACGCGCAGCGGGGCGGCGCCCGGCGUCAUCUGCAGCGCGCGGUCCCCGCCCGGGGACAGGGUCAAACACGAACCUCACCACUACUGUCAACACCACCAGCAACCCCAGCCGCAACAGUCGUCGAGCGGGUCGCAGACGGCCCCUGCGCCCCCGGCCGCGCAGUCGGCAGCGCAGGCAGCCCCGGCGGCGCAAUGUUCGAGUUCCCGCACUGCGGCGGCGGCGACGGCGGCGGCCACCCCGCAGAGUCAGAAGAAGCGGCUGCUGGCGCUGGCCCAGCAGGAGGCGCAGGCCAAGAGGGACCACGAACACGCGCACUCACAUCUACCUCCCAGCGGAUCGACAGUACGUCAAACGAACGACUAUCAAUGCAACCAGUACGUGCCGGCGCAGCACAAUAAGAGGGAUAGUAGCGGCGGAUGUCGCGAGUACCUGACGAAUGGAGCUGGAGUUAGCGGAGUGAACGCCGUCAGUGGCGUAAGUGGUGUAAGCGGCGUGAGUGGCGUGAGCGGCGUGAGUGUGAGCGUGAGCGGGCCUCCCGCCGCGCACAAACACGCCGCGCCUCACGCCUGGCACCAUCAUCCGCACCCACACUACAAAACUGGUAGUGGCGGAGUAUUGUCCCCGGGAGGCGGAGUGUCCCCCGGGUACCUCCCGCCACCACUCUACGUACCUACAUACCACUAUCACACUGGCGGAGUGAGUGGUGUGAGCGGAGUGGGCGGUGUGGGCGGUCCCCCCCCGGCGCACCACGGCAGCGGCGGUCGGCUGCCCGGGUACCUGCAGCCCUACUCCCCCACCUACCUCGUGCCCCCCCACCACCAGCAACACCUCUGGUACACCGACUGACACAACUAGACCACACGCUACGACCACUUCCUGCUGAAACUUCUCAAUCUUAUUUCUUAAUCAAUUAAAUGUCUUUUGUAUUCUUUGUAAGCGAUGUACAUCGGUAAUCGCGAAUAUUCGAAUUAUACUUAAUCCAGUAUAUAAAUGUUUAAUCGUAUUUGUUUAGUUGUGUAAUUUAUUACACGGUAGCGACGUGUAAGCGCUUAUAGAUGAAUGUAUAAUAGGUUAGUGGAUUAUAAUUGUAUCAUUUGAUGUCGGUGUCCAUACUGUAACGUAUGAACACGUUUAAUUCACAUGUAUUAUAUGGAUUGUAAAUUUCGCGUUAUAUUUUGCUGAUAAAGCGAGUAGGUUGCAUUUACUAAUAUUUUAUCAUAGUUUAGUGUUUGUACCAAAUCAUUUUAAUGGGGAAAUUAUUGAUGUAUCGAGUAUGGUAACGAAUGUGUUUGUGUGGCGACGUCGCGUCCCUGACGCGCGACGUACGCGACACGUUUUAGUUUUACGACACGCUGAGUUUGUCAAUUAUAAAGUUUUAUUUGUGUUGUAUGUAGUGAGGAAACGCUUUAGAUAUACGUGUAUUGAGAUUUGAGGAUACGAGUGUUACGUUCCAAGUGACACGAACAUUUAUUGCUGUGUCUAUCUUAUAUUCAAAAUUAAAGGGUUUUAUAUUACGUAGGUAUAACUAAAUGUGUAGGGCGCGGUGAUGGACAACUUGUAUAGAUGUAGAUUCGAGUAUAUUAAACGAAAUAAAAAAAUCUAUCUAAGAUAUUUUAUAAACAUUUAGUACACACUAAUGAUUAACUAAGAUUGUAAUAAUGCAUGUAUAAUCCACAUUAGAUAGAAUGAAAUUGUUUAAAAAAUAUUAAUAAUGUCCUUUAUAGAAGAUGAAAAAAAAAUUAUAUGUUAUGCAAUUAUUUUUACGACUGCAAAUGAUUUUAGUUUUAAUAUUUUGAUAAGUGUUUAAUGACACUAGAGAGCUAUUAUAUUUUGCUGACUUGAUACGCGUCGGUUUACGACUGGGUAUUUCAGUUUCGCAGUGUUUUAACAUAAUGUAACCUGUUUGUGGGUGUGACAGGCCCGGUAUGUCGCCGCGGGCCGCGCCGCGUUGUACAUAAGUAUUACAUAAAUAAGUCAUAUCGUACAAGUUCCCUAGCAGUUACACUUCCCGACGCACGCAGCGCGGCCCCGCCUAGUCUACGCUACGGACGCACGACGCUUGCAAACUAUAUUCCUUAAUAUAUCACUAUUAUUAUAUAUUAUAAGAUGCAACACGUUUUACUAUAUAGCAGUAAAUAUUAUCACAACAAUCUUUAUUAGAUAUUGAACGCUUCUUUCGACAAAGUUAUCGAAUUCUAUUUAGAAGUAUUACGAUGUUAUUACUAAUUGUAACUUUGAUGUAGCGUGUUUUUAUAGAGCUUUUGGUGUCAUGCAACCGCCAAUGUCGACGGAUAAUGUGCUUAUGUGUCUGUUUAUCCUAUAAAUUAAUACGAUAUCGUCCCAUUCGGGACAUUUUUUACAAAUUGUAGAUUUAUCAUUAAACAAGUAAAUCGUCGUCUGCCUCCCGUAGCGUAUACUAAGUAUGUUUUCGAUUUUAUUAUUACUAUUUGGUUUAUCAUUUUAUUUUUAGUAUUAAGUGUUUAAUUUAUAAAUAUCCACCAUUUAAUCGCAAGAUAAUAUAAACCACUGCAUUAUUUUAAAUUCAUAUUAAACAUGUUUUAUAUGACAAGACUACUAUGUAAUAUUAUUAGUUAAACAUAAAGUUAGUACAUUAGUUUGCUGCCCGACAAUAAUGAUUAUGUUUAGUUUCGUAUUUGUAAUGGUUGUAGUUAUAACUAUGUUACUUUAUUUUGUUUUAUCGUCAACUGGAUAGUUGAUAUCGGGCACCGUAGUGAAUACGUCAAUAUAAUUAUAUUGCAAUACUAUUUAAUUGUUGAAACUCCUAACGAUAUUGCUUCUUCCAAUCUUUACUUGCUGUGUUCUUCUUAGUGUUUCGCCGAAUUCUCAAACGUAUUCCGUAAGUGACACACCACGAAUGUCACUUGUUCGUGUACUCGGGCCCGGGUACAGGAUUGCCGUUUGAGAAUCCGGGGGUAAUUUUAUCACAGAAUGUUUUCACAAUAGACGAGGAAAUGUGUCUUUUUCAUGUCCUUUGUAACGGACAUUCUGCCAGACUUGUUCAGUACGACGCCCGACAGUACGCCGACCUGCGACUGCCCGCUCCUUGGAAGCAACGAGGCGACUAUUUGUUCUGUCUGUAUUUUGAUAAAUCACUGAAAAUAUAAUCAAUUUUUUCUGCUUCUAUGUGCAAUAAUAUUGAGAUUUUAUUAUGAUGAAUAAAUUAAUCAAAUGCUAUAAUAGUCAAUGAUUUGUAAUUAAAUGAAUGUAAAUUAUUUUCAAUUGUAUGUGGGAAUCAGUUUAUUUGUAUACAAUUGAGUGUUGAGAACAGUGGUGUUUGCGGAGGGCGCGGCAAGGGCCGGCCAGUCGCCGCGGUCGGCGGUAGGAAGCGAGAUUGCCCCCUCUGGCGAGGCUUUAGUCAAUGAUCUCUGUUGAAACGUGCACAUAUUAUAACUAUUACCCCUACGUAUCGCAAUGUGGCACGGCGUUAGUUCGUCUCAAUCUUUUGUUUUAGUGAUUUUAUUAUUUCUAAGCUUUUAUUGGAGUUUUGGGGUUUAUUUUUAAGCGUAUUAACAUAAUGGAAUGUUAACACAUUUUCUAUAAUAAUUUUGUCCUAGUUCAUAUUAUAUACGUUAUACGUCUGCUUACGGUAUCGUUUGAAAUUGCCUUAUUAUGUUUAGUGUGUAUAUGGGGCAUGUUGUCGCGGCGCAAUCGACCCAUACUAUCGCAUACAGGUUGGCGGCCUGGCCGGCGACGCGUACGUCGCGGGCGAUGCGGCCAACUCACGAAAUGUCUGAAUGACGGCUGUACGUCGACGUGAUUCUGUGAUUAUUACUCAUUAUAAUAUUAGUUCGAAAACUGUAAAUGUGGGUUGUUGCAAUAAGAAAAUUCUUUUUGUGUGUAUAAAAUUGCAUUUUGCGAAGCAGCUGUAUGAAAUGCCCCGUGUAUAUGUAUAUUAGUUUUGUAGUGUAUGGUUUCACCAAAACACGAUACCGAUUAUAUUUAUAAAGGAAAUAACACGAAAAAGGUCGCGAUUAGCAAAUUCGAGUGUCGACAAUAAUUUAUUGUUCUAAUGGUAACAAUUAAUGUACAAAAUACUCCGUAUAAGUUGGUAAUAGCCCGCACUAGCUGAGUCGAUAUGUUGUAAGUUGUCAGAUUGUGUUCCACUGUGAUGCAGUGUAGCGGUGAAACUGUAAUGUAGGCUUACGUUUGGUUUAAUUCGCGUUACUUGUAACUACGUACCGACAGGUACUAGCCGAGAACUAACUUUACAAUAAUGGGUAUUUUAUGUUUUAAUUUAGCUUAUAGGGGCUUGUGUAAACAAGUUGAAACUAUUAACAUGUUUUAAAAUUCGAUAUGUGGGUGAUCAGGGGAUAUAGCACAGAUGUUGCUUAAGUUUCUCUUCAAUAAUAAUCGAAUAGUUUAUUAUUAGAUGAAAAAUUUGUAAAUAAACAUCCAAAUAUCCCUUUUUAUUUUAUUUUUAUUUUUUUCCUUCACCUUAUUUUCCUUUAUUUUGAGUUUUUAUUAUUUUG
Spodoptera exigua (beet armyworm) is the source of this 6821-nucleotide messenger RNA. Lineage: Eukaryota; Metazoa; Arthropoda; Insecta; Lepidoptera; Noctuidae. The record is from the annotation of a GenBank genome assembly.